This is a messenger RNA of Saccoglossus kowalevskii, 1495 nucleotides long. RefSeq names its product arylsulfatase K-like. Gene Ontology annotation, molecular function: glucuronate-2-sulfatase activity; arylsulfatase activity. The record is from RefSeq and is a predicted model, not a curated record. NCBI's taxonomy places the organism in Eukaryota, Metazoa, Hemichordata, Enteropneusta, Harrimaniidae.
AAACAAUGUACUCUUCAUCAUAUGUGACGCCAUGGAUGGUCGGCUUGUUGGAAAUAACUUGACUGCUGUAAAUAUGGCAAACAUUAACAAUCGCCUGGUCAGUCAUGGUGUUACGUUUACCAAUGCCUACACAAACUCACCAAUAUGCUGCCCAUCUAGAUCAGCAUUAUGGAGUGGAUUGUACACUCACAUAACACAUGCGUGGAAUAACCAUGAAGGAUUACCUGCUGACUAUCCUACAUGGAAAAUAAAGUUGGAGAAAGCAGGAUACGAUUCCAAAAUUUUGGGAAAGACUGAUUAUGUAUCUGGUCGACAUACUCUCAGUAACCGAGUUGAAGCCUGGACUAGAAAUGUCAACUUUACUCUGGCUCAGGAAGGCCGACCUACACCAGUGCUCGUUGGCAAUAAAACAACAAUACGAGUGAAAGACGUUGACUGGGACAAUAUUGACAAGGCAAAAGAUUGGUUGGAAAAUAGAAAGUCAUCCAAAGCAACAAAACCAUUUUUGCUGUACAUCGGAAUAAAUUUGCCUCAUCCGUACUCCACACCAGGUGAAGGCGAGCAUCCUGGAGGAUCCACUUUCAUGACAUCGCCAUAUUGGUUGCAGUACGUUGACAUGUCAAAGGUUACCAUACCAAAAUGGACGCCAUUGGAUAAAAUGCAUCCUGUGGAUUACUAUGAAUCAGCGACAAAGAAUUGUACAUCACAUUUCACCAAAGAUGAAAUUAGAAAGAUUAGAGCAUACUAUUAUGGGAUGUGUGCAGAAGUGGAUGGCAUGGUUGGAGAGAUUUUAGAUCAGUUGGAUUCUCUUGGAUUAACGAACACAACGCAGGUUAUAUUCACAUCUGAUCAUGGUGAGAUGGCAAUGGAACAUAGACAGUUUUAUAAAAUGACAAUGUAUGAAGCUAGUUCACAUGUACCACUAAUCAUAACAAACCCGACAGUGCCGAGUAGACAAGGUGUUGCCGUCAAUGACCCCGUCAGUUUGGUGGAUAUCUUCCCGACAUUGAUGGAUAUGGCAGCAAUACAUCAUCCAGUUGGUCUGAAUGGUACCUCAUUGAUGCCUUAUUUAGAGGGAAAGAGCCAUGUGAAAAAACCUGACUGGGUUCUGAGUCAAUAUCACGGCUGUAACGUCAAUAUGUCUGCAUAUAUGCUGAGAAGACAAGAAUGGAAAUAUAUCACAUACGGAAAUGGAAAACAAGUGGCCCCACACUUAUUCAAUCUUGAUGAGGAUCCGGAUGAAUUACAUGAUUAUGCUAAUGAGAGACAUGACAUCAUUGCAGAAAUGGACAACAAAUUGAGAUCAAUUAUAGAUUAUGCAGACAUCACAAACGAGGUGUCGAGAUACAACAAAGAAUCAUUCUCAUCUUGGAAAACUAGCAUUGGCGAUAAAUACAGCGACACCAUUGCUAAUUUGAGAUGGUGGAAAGAUUGGCAAAAAGAUCCAAACGGGAAUGAGCAAAGGAUAGAAGAAUGGUUGAAAUCAGUGGAAUAG